CCAGUCCAGUCAGACGGAGUGAGUGAGCGAUCCUGCAGUCCAGCAGUCAGACGCCGAGAGGAAAAAGUGAUACAAGGAAACCCCAAAGCUCCACUUUGACCAGCAGAGAGGGACAGAGAGAGAGAGAGGGAGAGAGAGAGAGAGAAGGACCCAGAGGAACAACGGCAAGAAGGAGAGAGAGAAAGAGAGAGAGAGAGCACUGCAGUGGACAGUCGUGAGUGGGAGCUAAGAACCAACUGAGAGAAACUCUUUUACCAAACGGACACUGCAGAGCGCAAACACACACACACACACACACACACACACACACUUCGGCUGCCUGUGCUGUGAUUCUCAUUAGCUUCUGGUGGCAGUGAUUGAGUGUGUGUGUGAGCAAGGCUGAGAGCGCGUGAGAGAGUGUGUGUGUGUGUGAGAGAGAGGGAGAGAGGGAGAGUGUAUGCGUGCGUGCGUGUGUGUGUGAGAGCCGGCUGCUCCACUGGAGUCCACGGGACCAUGGCACCUGGCAGAGAGCGGCAGAGCUGAGGACACACACACACACACACACACACACUCCCACACACACACACACUUCACAAGAGGAGCAAAGGACUGGGGAAAGGAAAAAGAGCAAAGGGUCCCAGUACUUGGUAGUGCUCUUGUGUGAACGCCGUAGCUGAGGAGACAUCGGGGGGACGGACAGCCAGCUCGGGGCCGUGACCGGACCGGACGCGUUCAAGAUGAUGACCGUCAUGAUGAUGAUGCUCAUGAUGAUGAUGAGCACGGUGAUGAUGAUGAUGGCGUUCGGAUCUCUGCUGCUGGUGCAGGCGUCCUCUUCAUCGCAGCCCUCCACCUCCACCUCCACCUCCACCUCAGCCUCGUCUCCACGCAUGAAGCUCUCCUACAGAGAUCUCCAGCAGCUGAGCGGAGUGCGGCGGUACGACCUUGACCGUUCCUGCUGCUUUGGGACGCUGCUAUUGGACGAGGAGCGCGGGCGUCUGUUUGUAGGAGCGCGCAACUUCCUGCUCUCCCUCAGCCUGGAGAACAUCAGCAAGCAGGAGCACAAGAUCUACUGGCCGGCCCCGGUGGAGUGGAGGGAGGAGUGCAACUGGGCGGGAAAAGACAUCAACACCGACUGUGUGAACUAUGUGAAGGUUCUGCACCAUUUUAACCGCACACACCUGUAUGCCUGCGGCACUGGGGCCUUCCACCCAGCCUGCAUCCACGUAGAGGUGGGCCAGAGGAUGGAGGACCAUGUCUUCAGGAUUGACCAAUCCAUGGUUGAGGAUGGGAAGGGGAGGAGCCCUUACGAUCCCCGCCAUACAGCUGCCUCUGUUCUGAUUGAGGAUGAGCUGUACGCUGGUGUGGCCACUGAUCUGAUGGGACGGGACUUCACCAUCUUCCGCAGUCUGGGCCGCAAACCGUCCAUCCGCACAGAGCAGCAUGACUCACGCUGGCUCAAUGAGCCUAAGUUUGUGGGGGCCUUCUGGGUGCCUGAGAGUGAGAACGAGGAUGACGACAAGAUCUUCUUCUUCUUCCGGGAGACGGCCGUGGAGGCCCAGGGCUUUGGGAAGGUCACCUACGCUCGGAUUGGUCAGCUGUGCCGAAAUGACAUGGGAGGCCAGCGCAGUCUUGUGAAUAAGUGGGCGACAUUCUUGAAGACUCGACUUGUGUGCUCAGUGCCAGGGAGUGAUGGCAGCGAGACCCACUUCGACGAACUCCGUGACGUCUUCCUGCUGCAGACCAGAGACAGGAAGAACCCACUUUUCUACACCAUCUUUACCACCUCCAGCAGUGUGUUUCGGGGGUCGGCCGUGUGUGUGUACACCAUGAGUGACAUCAGGCGGGCGUUCCUGGGGCCCUUCGCCCACAAAGAGGGACCAAACUACCAGUGGGUCCCCUACCAGGGCAAAGUGCCCUACCCACGACCAGGAAUGUGUCCCAGCAGGACGUACGGCAGCUUUGAGUCCACUAAGGGCUUCCCCGACAGCGUCAUCCAGUUCGCCCGCCACCACCCGCUCAUGUUCAACCCCGUGACCCCGCUGGGCGGCCGGCCCGUCUUCCUGAGCACGUCCCCGGAGCACAGCUUCACCCAGGUCACCGUGGACCGCGUCAACGCCGCCGACGGCCAGUACGACGUCAUGUUCAUCGGCACAGAUGUGGGCACGGUGCUGAAGGUGAUCUCUGUACCCAGUAAGAAGAGCAACACGGCGCUUCUGCUGGAGGAACUCCAAGUGUUCAAGGACUCCUCAUCCAUCAUUAACAUGCAGAUUUCAUCUAAACGGCAACAGCUGUAUGUGAGCUCAGACACAGGGGUGGUGCAGCUUCCUCUGCACCGCUGCAGUGUGUAUGGCAAAGCCUGCGCUGAGUGCUGUUUGGCACGGGACCCCUACUGCGCCUGGGACGGCUCCACCUGCACCAGAUACCUGCCCAAUACCAAGAGGCGUUUUCGGCGACAGGAUGUGAGAAACGGGGACCCCAACACACUCUGCUCGGGAGACCACAACAAGCAGCGCGUGCUGGAGAAGAAGCUGUACGGGGUGGAGGACAGUAGCUCAUUUCUGGAGUGCAUCCCCAAGUCCCUGCAGGCCAAAGUCACAUGGACCUUCCAGAGACAUCCCAACAGUCCACGUGAAGAGGUGCGUCUGGACGAGCGGGUCAUGCAGCUGGACCGGGGCCUGCUGCUGCGGAGCGUCCACCGGCGGGACGCGGGCGUCUACCAGUGCCACGCCACCGAGCACGACUUCACCCAGACGCUGCUACACCUCACCCUGGACGUGGUGCCCUCCGCCACCCUCCACCCCCGCGCUGGCGCCGCACCGCCCAACCAGAAGCCCUGGUACCGGGACUUCCUGCAGCUGCUGGACCAGCCCAACAUGAGCGCGGUGGACCAGGUGUGCCAGCAGGUGUGGGUACGCAAGCACCCCCCCGGCGGCGGCGGCGGCGGCGGCGGUCAGCCGGCGAAGAGCGCCCCCGGCCCGGCCAAAGCGGCACCGCCGCCGUUCGACAAGAAGAGCAGCGUCCAGAAAGUGUGGAAGAUGAAAAAGGGGCGGAGCCGAAGAACCCACGACAGACACUCCCCCCGAGCGCCCCGCAGCGCUGGAGAGUAACGAGGGAACAAACGAAGGACAGAGAGCGAAAGAGAGAAGAAGAGAGAGAGAAAGGGAGAGAGAGAAAGAGAGAGAUAGAAAAUGACUACACCUAAAUAUACAGUGAGCACAGUCAUAUUGUCAGCAUGGAUCAAUUCAUCACCAACUCACCUUCCUCCUGAAGCCAAUCUGAUAAUUCAGUCAAAUAUUUUCACAUACUGUACACACACGCAGACACUAAACACACACAUACACAAAUACACACAACGUUUUCAUGGAAUUUUUCUGGAACUGAAGAACAGUGAAACUGGAAAAUGCUCUGACUCAUAUGCACACACUCCUAGUCCCAGACACACACACACACACACACACACACACACUAACCCUGAGACUAGCAGAGAGACGGACAUGCACAAUGGUAUCAUUAUGAUUUGGAGACAAUACUAGAACAGAGGGAGUGUUGACAGGGCGGUGACAUCACUGUGGAGUGCAAAGGAGAGGACUGUUGCUGGCGUGUGCUGUGAUUUUACACUACAUAUGACCUCCAUCUACAGUGAAGCCCAGCUGAACUAUUGGACUGCACAAACUGUACACCAACGUGGGAUAUACACGUGCAUGAGCACAGCAAACACUCUCACACACGCUCACAGAAAACACACACACACGCACACACUGACACACACACAUGCUCACAGAAAAUACACCUACACGCACACACACAUUUGUUUUCCUUUUUAUCACAGAAGUUCAGAAGAAGCAUGAGCUAUGUAGGCACAUAGAAACAUUCAUCAUACUUACACAACCGACUUUCCUCCAAACGCACACAUGACAUUAGUUAGUACACAUGUAUGCAUACUUUCAGUGUUUUCAAUAUAGUCUAUGUGUGUGCUGUGGUUUGCGGUAGAGUUAGACUUUGAUAUACUGCCUUUUUGCAGAAAACCACUGAUGGCAUUCCAAACCAUACUGGGCACGCUCACAGCCAGCCAAUCACCAUCAACAUAAAGCUGUAUGAUUGGAUACUCAACUCUAUGGUACAGAACAUGGGAGAGGGCUCUCUAUCUCUAUGGUACAGAUGGUCAGAUAGAAGACAUAAUGUUUAUUUAGUUGUUUAUUUAAAAGAUUUGUUGGAGUUGUUUAUAUUUGUUUGAGUAUGUGUGUUGUGUGCUGGGGCUGAAGUUUUGCUAUACUUGUCCGAGCUGAUCCUGAGCCUGCGUCCUGUCUGUUUACACGACCAAAACAAGCCCAACGCGUCCACAUCAGAACCACCGCCGAGAACACACUUCUCCACUCAAGCACAACCACACACUGCACACAGACUGGAUUAGUCCUCACAGAGUCCUCACACACACACACACACAACCUCAGAACAACUGGGGUCCAGCAGCAUUAUGACCACUACACAAAUCCAACAUACACAAACUCACACACACACACACACGCACACACACACUCACGCACAACACACACACACACACACACACACACACACACACACACACACACACUCACGCACACACGCACGCUCACGCACACACACACACACACACACACACACACACACACACACUCAGGCACUCACACUCACACACACUCACGCACACACAUGCGCACACACACACACACACACACUGCGAUACACACAUCUGCAGUCAACCAGGCAGAAUCAGGAUCUUGAGGAGAGGCUUAGAGAAGCAACAAGGAGGUUGCCAGCCUGCACACAACAUCAACGCACCGGUGCAUUGGGGCUUGAGAAGCAAUAACUGGAAUUGUGAGGGUUCAGUGUUUGAAUUUAUUUAAGAAUAAGGCUAAAUGCUGUGACUAUUUAACUCGACCUUCGCUUUAAAACGAUUUUACCACUGAGAUGGGUUUCACGAGAGAUUUGGACCAUAAUCUCUGUGUAUACAGCUUCAACUACACUUCAAUCCAAAGAUCCAAUAGAACGCACUCAUGUGCCAAACACAUUAUAUAGAGGUUAGGAUUUGUUUUGGUCUCUGUGUUUGUUUGGACUGUUUAUACGUAACUUAUAAGCCUGUUAUAAAACAAUAUUUAUCACAGAAAAUCUGUCAUUUCAAAAAAGGAGAAAUGGAGUAGCAUCCAGAAAUGCUACUCAGACAGCAUAGCCCAGUAAUUUAAGGAGACAUGUGAUAUCCAUACACUUCAAAAAUAUAAACAAAAAAAAUAAUCUCUACUGGCCUAACAAUACAUUUCAGAAACAAAGUUUUAAUUUAAUAAAUAUUCAACUAUUUGUUGUGUAGGGUUUCUUUGCUAACCUGUAUGUAAAGCAAAAUGUGAUACUGAUA
Molecule: messenger RNA, 5365 nt
Organism: Sardina pilchardus (European sardine)
Lineage: Eukaryota; Metazoa; Chordata; Actinopteri; Clupeiformes; Clupeidae
Gene: sema3b
Product: sema domain, immunoglobulin domain (Ig), short basic domain, secreted, (semaphorin) 3B
Exons: 18
Coding region: 717-3086 (789 amino acids)
Biological process (GO): positive regulation of cell migration; semaphorin-plexin signaling pathway; neural crest cell migration
Cellular component (GO): plasma membrane
Molecular function (GO): semaphorin receptor binding; chemorepellent activity
Source: RefSeq, a predicted model, not a curated record